Messenger RNA from Poeciliopsis prolifica (blackstripe livebearer), 1449 nucleotides. Its product is annotated as cadherin-1-like. NCBI's taxonomy places the organism in Eukaryota, Metazoa, Chordata, Actinopteri, Cyprinodontiformes, Poeciliidae. Gene Ontology annotation, cellular component: cytoplasm; adherens junction; plasma membrane. The record is from RefSeq and is a predicted model, not a curated record. Gene Ontology annotation, biological process: multicellular organism development; calcium-dependent cell-cell adhesion; cell morphogenesis. The transcript has 10 exons. Bases 1 to 1449 code for a protein of 482 amino acids. Gene Ontology annotation, molecular function: calcium ion binding; cadherin binding.
AUGGACAGAGACACUGGUCGUCUGUAUGUCACACAGGAACUGGACAGAGAGAAACAGGACAAGUACCUGUUAGGUUUUAAGGUGAUUCAGGUCGUGGCCACCGAUGCUGAUGCACCAAAUACUGACAACUCUGAUAUCAGGUACUUUAUAAUGAGCCAGAGCCCAGAGCAGCCCAGUCCCAACAUGUUUACCAUCAACCCAUCAACUGGAGACAUCAUAGUUAAAGAAGUUGGACUGGACAGAGAGAAAAUCCCUCAAUACAAACUGAAAGUAAAGGCAGCCGACAUGAAAGGAGAAGGUAAUACUGGAUUUGCCGAAGUGAUCAUCAAGGUGACGGACAGCAACAAUCACGCUCCGGUCUUUACAGAACCUUCUUACACGGCCACAGUUAAAGAGAAUGAAGUAGACGCUCUAGUUGUUAAGCUGUCGGUGACAGACGGGGAUGAGCCUCAUACUGCAGCCUGGAAGGCAAAGUCCAGCAUUAUUGAUGGAGAUCCACAAAACCUUUUUACUGUGGAAACAGGAACAAACAAACAGGAAGGAAUCAUCACUACUGCUAAGAGUCUGGACUUUGAGAGAUCCAGUAAGCACACUCUACUGGUCAGAGUGGUGAACGAGGCUCCUUUUGCUCUUGUUUCAUUGGUCACUUCCACUGCCACAGUGGUGGUGACUGUGUUGGAUGUCAACGAACAUCCCAUCUUUGAACCAGUAGAGCGGCGUGUGUCUAAAAGGGAGGAUCUUGCCGUGAACAGCGUUGUGGUGAGGUAUAAAAUACUCAAUGACCCAGCUGGCUGGCUUGGCAUUGAUCAUGAGACUGGUGUGAUAACAGUGAGAAACCAGAUGGACAGAGAAUCCAGCUUUGUUAAGGAAGACAAAUACACAGCUCUGAUUGGUGCUUAUGAUGAUGAUCCGAUCCCAGCGACAGGAACUGGAACUCUGAUCAUUGAACUUGAGGAUGUCAACGACAACGCCCCCUUUAUUGAAGAACGUUCUAUUACAGUGUGCAACAAGAAACCAGCUCCUCGGCUGCUGACUGUGACAGAUAAAGAUGGACCAGGCUUUACUUCUCCGUACAGCGUGAGCUUACAUGACUCUGCUAAGGCCGACUGGAUCGCGAGGAUGAACGACGCCAGAACAGAGAUUAUUCUGACUUCGAACCGUGAGCUAGAGGAGAGAGAUUACACUGUAGCCAUGACUGUUUCAGACACCUCUGGUCUGUCUCAGGUCAGCAAGGUCACAGCUACAGUGAGUGACUGCACUGGAGAAGUAGUGACCCGGCAGGAGAAUACUGUCGGUGGCUCCCACCAGUCAGUCAUCCUGGGAAUACUGAAAGGCAUCCUCAUGCUGCUGUUCAUGCUGGGGCUGCCGUUCUUUCUGUUUGUGAGGCGAAGAAAAGCAGCAGAGGAACCUGUUGAAUUCAAACCAUCUCCACGUCAAAGACAAGUUUGA